This is a messenger RNA of Exophiala mesophila, 2031 nucleotides long. RefSeq lists its product as uncharacterized. NCBI's taxonomy places the organism in Eukaryota, Fungi, Ascomycota, Eurotiomycetes, Chaetothyriales, Herpotrichiellaceae. Gene Ontology annotation, biological process: triglyceride biosynthetic process. Gene Ontology annotation, cellular component: endoplasmic reticulum membrane. The record is from RefSeq and is a predicted model, not a curated record. Gene Ontology annotation, molecular function: diacylglycerol O-acyltransferase activity. The transcript has 2 exons. Bases 171 to 1847 code for a protein of 558 amino acids.
CCUAACUUGACCACCAAGCUACAAACCAGCUUCAACAUUGUAUUAAUCUCUGGUUAUAUCCUCCAACUCUUUUACGUGUCCUUGGACUGACCUUGAACUGUCUUUUGUCCACCACCUAGCCUCAUCGAAAUCGAUCGUCCCUACGACAUGCAGACUUGACAGAAGCGUUCAUGCUUCGCCGUGGUCACUCCGAUUUUGCCUGGUUUCGAGAGCGUACUCAGUCCCUACAGAGUGAUUCCUUAUCUGCCUAUGCCACGAUGCCUUCCCCUCCAACCAAGGGGGCCCUAAACCCAGAACCUGCGGAUCCUCAGGACCGCGCAGAACAGCAUCUUCCCCCCAAGACCUACGCUGGCGCCGUUCACCAGGACCCACCUUCUAGCACUCCUAUCAAUGGAUCUACGCCUCCCAGAGCGCCAGAUACCAAUAUAUUCAAUGGAGAUGUUUCUCACUCUCUUAAUCCUGAACCCGCAGACCCCUACGAACGUGCCAAUCAACACCUUCCUCCAAAGUCUUAUGCCGACUCCGUCAACAACACCACCCUCCAAAACGGACAUUCUAAUAAGCCACCGUCCGUCAUAAUCACCAAAACCGACCCUCAACUUAAUCAGGAGGAGAAGCUAGUCAAUGAGGGAUAUAUAAGCCAUGAUGGAAGAGACUCGUUGACCAGCCUCAAGGUCGACGAUCAACACCGAGAAAGUCUAAGGCAUUCUCGACGAACCGCAUCUCCUGCAAAGCACAAGAAUCUCCACAAGCGAAAAGAAGCGCCGGAGGAAUUGGCGAGUGGUCGAAAGGCAGGCGAGGGAUGGGAACGAUCGGCGAUCCGGUGGGCUCCGCUAAACGUCCCACUGCAAAGACGACUACAAACUUUGGUUGUAUUGUGGCAUACCACUACAAUCCCCAUCUUGCUGUCACUCUUCUUCCUGCUCUGCGCCAUACCUCUAACCUGGCCUCUGAUCGUUCCCUACCUCAUCUACACCUUGCUCGUCAGUGAGGAUGCCACAAAUGGUGCUCUGUCCCGCCGAUCAAAUCGUCUGCGGCGUUCCAAGAUCUGGUCAGCGUUUGCCUCAUACUUUCCUGCUCGACUACACCGCACAGUAGAAUUGGAGCCACACAGGAAAUACAUUUUCGGAUAUCAUCCGCACGGGAUCAUCUCGCACGGGGCAUUUGCGGCCUUUGCCACUGAGGCCUUGGGGUUUUCGGAUCUGUUCCCAGGCAUCACCAAUACUUUGUUGACGUUGGACACCAACUUUAGAGUACCCCUCUAUCGAGACUAUGCUCUGGCCAUGGGACUGGCGUCUGUUUCCCGCGAAUCCAUCGAGAACCUCCUAUCCAAGGGUGGGCGCAACGGAGAAGGGAUGGGCAGGGCGGUUACCAUCGUGGUGGGUGGAGCAAGAGAAAGUCUUGAUGCACAACCUCAUUCAUUGAGACUCGUGCUCAAAAGCAGAAAGGGCUUUGUCAAGUUGGCAAUUCGAAUGGGAGCCGACCUGGUGCCGGUGCUUGCAUUUGGGGAGAAUGAAUUAUACAACCAGGUCGACAGUGAGGAACACCCAUGGAUUCACAAGAUGCAAAUGAUAUUGAAAAAGAUGCUGGGUUUCACCAUUCCUCUGUUCCACGCUCGGGGUAUCUUCAAUUACGACAUAGGCUUAAUGCCCUACCGACAGGCGGUCAAUGUUGUGGUCGGGCGGCCCAUCAACGUGGUGCAACAAGGAACCAAGGACAACAAGGUGGAUGAAAAAUACUUGGACGAGGUACAUGCCAAAUAUGUGGAUGAGUUGGUACGGCUAUGGGACGGCUACAAGGAUACGUUCGCCCGGGAGAGGAACGGUGAGCUGGAGAUCCUCGAAUGAUUGGGACGAUGACCUGGGCAGACGAGAAAACGGGCAUGGAACCUGUUGACUAGGGAAGGCUGGGUCGAGGGACAAGUGCUUUUGACAUGACGUUGUGGUGUAGGGCAAAGACCUAUCUGGACUAGGCAUUAAAAUUUUCUGUGUAUCCAGUCUAAAAGUGCAAUCAAUCGACAAUCAAAUCGAC